AUGAGCGAACAACAGAGCAGUCCUGCACAGGAUCAAGGCCACAGAAGAAAUAAGCCAUCUAUAACUCGGUCAACAAGGCCAAGGUCCUCUACCAAGGGACCUCUGGAUGCCGACAAUGGACUGUUGACAUCUCCAACGGCCUCAGCCUCUCAGCUCAGCCCGUCUCUCCAGCCGCCAUCACCAUCUUCUUCAGCCAACAACACAACACAGCCUCGGCCUCCGCCGUCUCCGACUCCUCAGCUGGGAGAGGCGAGACCCAAGGAUUUCACAUUCCUCUUGCAGCCCGAGAUCUACCAUCCCCUAAACGUACAAAACGUCCCUCCUGCAUUCCGAAACUCACCAAAGCAGCCCAACUCGGAGACGCCGAUAGACGAGCUGCUAGCCAAAGGCCACUUUCGAGCCGCAGCCAUUGCGGCAGCUCAAGAGCUAACAGGGUCAACGAUAAACGGCACUAGUAUCGAUCCUCAAGAUGCCAGCAGGAUCUUUGGGCUUCUGUAUACCCGACUCGCGUGUCUCACCCUGAUCGAUGCUACUUCACUUGCAGCCCAGGAAGCCAAAGCGCUGGAGGAUUUGAAUGAUGCCUCCAGAUACAUUGACGAUGAUACGAAUGAGCAUCUUGUGCCGUGGGAGCUGCGCGUGCUGCACGUGCGAUUGCAAGCUUUGGGCUUUGGAGAUCCCCGCCGAGCCGUCAUGAGCUACCAUGAUCUUGCCAGAGAGGCAAGGGAUCACAUCAGAAAAGCAUCUUCAUCACAUGAUAACUCUGCUAGAGAACUGUGGAAGUCACGUCUCCAUGAGCUGGGCAUCAAAGUCGCCGGUGCCUUGAUUGAGAUGGACGAUCUCUCUGGCGCGGCGCACCAUCUGAAUAGUCUAAGAGACCGGGGCGAUGGUAAGCUGGCGCUAUCCAAAGCGCUGCUGUGGCUGCAUCUCGGCGAUAUAGGGAAUGCAAAGUCUUGUGCAAGCCAGUGCUCUGAGCAUACCGAGAACGUCGAGAAGCUCAUUCUGGCCUUGUGUGACAUGGCGGAUUCCAACUAUGAGGCGGCGUUGCAGAGGUGGCAAGAGUUUGACAUAACAGUGACAGAUGAGAUGAUUGGCGUAAACCAGGCCGUGUGCCUAAUCUACCUUGGGCGGAUUCAAGAGGGGCGAAAUAUACUUGAGAAGCUAGUUGACUCGGGACUGUCAUCGCAUACCUUGCUAUUCAAUCUCUCGACGACAUACGAACUCUGCUCGGAAAGGAACCGGAUUUUGAAGGGGAGGCUUACGGAGAAGGUGGCCAACAUGGAGCAAUCACCAUUUGGGUGGGAGAAGACGAAUGCCGAUUUUAAGCUUUGA
Messenger RNA from Trichoderma aggressivum f. europaeum, 1329 nucleotides. RefSeq lists its product as uncharacterized. The record is from RefSeq and is a predicted model, not a curated record. Gene Ontology annotation, cellular component: Golgi apparatus; TRAPP complex. NCBI's taxonomy places the organism in Eukaryota, Fungi, Ascomycota, Sordariomycetes, Hypocreales, Hypocreaceae. Bases 1 to 1329 code for a protein of 442 amino acids. The transcript is spliced from 4 exons.